Messenger RNA from Otolemur garnettii (small-eared galago), 595 nucleotides. RefSeq names its product cytochrome c oxidase assembly protein COX14. Lineage: Eukaryota; Metazoa; Chordata; Mammalia; Primates; Galagidae. Bases 174 to 347 code for a protein of 57 amino acids. The transcript is spliced from 2 exons. Gene Ontology annotation, biological process: mitochondrial respiratory chain complex IV assembly. The record is from RefSeq and is a predicted model, not a curated record. Gene Ontology annotation, cellular component: mitochondrion.
UUAUGCACCAAUAGCUGAGGCGUUCAGGGUUGUUCCAGGUCCGCUGCCCUCACCUGUCUGGGUCGGAGGGCUGUGUUCCGCCGCACUAGGAAGUGACGCAGACUGUGGCAGUGAGACGCUUCCUGCGGAGGCCUAGGUGGGACGCGAGGGAGCUGCAGCACUCAGAGGACGACAUGCCGACUGCCAAGCAGCUAGCUGAUAUUGGCUACAAGACCUUCUCCACCUCCAUGAUGCUCCUCACUGUGUACGGGGGCUACCUCUGCAGUGUCCGAGUCUACCACUAUUUCCAGCGGCGCAGCUUGCGGCGCCAGGCUGCAGAAGAACAGAAGACCUCGGGAGUCCUAUAGAACUGGGGGGCUCUAUCUCCUGAGCAGAGAGGUCUGGGGCAUGCUGUGGAAAGACCUCACCUGCCAUUAUUUCCAGGUCGAGAGGACUAGGUCAUUGAUGAUUUUCAAGCCCUGUUGGAAGAAAGUGCCCACAGUUUCUUUGGGACUGCUAGUCAGUGCCAGUUUGACAGUUUGUGGAGGCUGUUGAACCGUAAUAGGAAUGUGAGGGUGAGGUACACCUACCGAUAUUAAAUAUUUUGCCAUGUCUG